Molecule: messenger RNA, 1528 nt
Organism: Peromyscus leucopus (white-footed mouse)
Lineage: Eukaryota; Metazoa; Chordata; Mammalia; Rodentia; Cricetidae
Gene: Hpx
Product: hemopexin
Exons: 10
Coding region: 9-1430 (473 amino acids)
Biological process (GO): intracellular iron ion homeostasis; heme transport
Molecular function (GO): heme transmembrane transporter activity
Source: RefSeq, a predicted model, not a curated record
UCAGCCUCAUGCCUAGUGCUGUCCUGUGGUCUUUCCAGCUCAGCAUGGCUAGGGCAGUGGUGGCAUCAGUAACCCUGGUGGUGCUGGGCCUGUGCUGGUCCCUGGCUGUUGCCAACCCUCUUCCUUCUGCCCAUGGGAAUGUUGCUGAAGCUGAAAGUGGGAGCAAGCCAGACUCAGAUGUAAUCGAGCGCUGCUCAGAUGGCUGGAGCUUUGAUGCUGCCACCCUGGAUCACAAUGGGACCAUGCUGUUCUUUAAAGGGGAGUUCGUGUGGAGGGGUCAUGCAGGGAUCCGGGAAUUAAUCUCAGAGAGGUGGAAGAAUUCCACCAGCUCAGUGGAUGCUGCAUUCCGCCGUGGUCCUGACAGUGUCUUCCUGAUCAAGGGAGACAAAGUCUGGGUAUACCCUCCUGAAAAGAAGGAAAAUGGAUAUCCAAAAUUGCUCCAAGAAGAAUUUCCUGGAAUCCCAUACCCGCUGGAUGCAGCUGUGGAAUGCCACCAUGGAGAAUGCCAGAGUGAAGGCAUAAUCUUCUUCCAAGGCAACCGCAAGUGGUUCUGGGACUUUGCUACAAAAACCAAAAAGGAACGUUCCUGGCCAGCUGUUGGGAAUUGCACCUCAGCCUUGAGGUGGCUUGAACGUUACUACUGCUUCCAGGGUAACCAGUUCCUGCGCUUCAACCCAGUCACAGGAGAAGUGCCUCCCAGAUACCCUCUGGAUGCCCGUGACUACUUCAUGUCCUGCCCUGGCAGAGGCCACGGUAGACACAGAAAUGUAACUGCUCAUGGGAAUAGCACCCAUCCUAUGCACUCGCGCUGCAGCCCGGAUCCCGGCUUGACUGCAUUAAUGUCUGACCACCGUGGUGCCACCUACGCCUUCACUGGCUCCCACUACUGGCGUCUGGACACCAGCCGUGAUGGGUGGCAUAGCUGGCCCAUUGCUCAUCAUUGGCCCCAGGGUCCUUCAACAGUAGAUGCUGCCUUUUCCUGGGAUGAUAAAGUCUAUCUGAUCCAGGGCACUCAAGUAUAUGUCUUCCUGACAAAGGGAGGCAAUACCUUAGUAAGUGGUUAUCCAAAGCGGCUGGAGAAGGAAAUCGGGAGCCCUCCCGGGAUCAGCCUGGAUACUGUGGAUUCGACCUUUACCUGUCCUGGUUCUUCCAGGCUCUAUGUCACAGCAGGACGGCGGCUAUGGUGGCUGGACCUGAAGUCAGGAGCUCAGGCGACAUGGACAGAGCUUUCUUGGCCCCAUGAGAAAAUUGAUGGGGCCCUGUGUUUGGAAAAGUCUCUUGGCCCCAACUCAUGUUCGUCCAACGGUCCCAGCUUGUACCUUAUCCAUGGGCCCAAUUUGUACUGCUACAGCAGUAUAGACAAACUGAAUGCCGCCAAGAUGGUUCCUCAGCCCCGGCAAGUAAACAGCCUCCUUGGCUGCCAUCAGUGAGAAACCCUGAUGCGUAUUAGCCCAGCCCAGCCCAGCCACCUCUCCAUCUUCGUCCUAAUAAAACCAGAUGGCUUCUUCACAUGAAUGAUGUGAAAUCA